Bradysia coprophila is the source of this 2000-nucleotide messenger RNA. It is a transcript of the gene Rab40, whose product is annotated as RAS oncogene family member Rab40. Gene Ontology annotation, biological process: intracellular signal transduction. The record is from RefSeq and is a predicted model, not a curated record. NCBI's taxonomy places the organism in Eukaryota, Metazoa, Arthropoda, Insecta, Diptera, Sciaridae. Gene Ontology annotation, molecular function: GTPase activity; GTP binding.
UCUCAAAACAACGAAAAAGGUUGACGUGACUGUCAAUAGUUAAAGAAUUUCUACAUCCAACUUUUCAUUAUAAUUCCAUGUAUAAAAAGUUGUAGUUGGAGAAGUUAUCAUUUUAUAAACCCAAUCUUUAUAUAAAGCAAAUAAUCAGUCGUUUCGUCCACAAAUAUACAGCUCUAAUGUGCAUCGAUAGCAAUAAAUUUGUGUGCAACUAAAAAUAGAUAGAAAAAAAAUAAUGUUCCGUCACAAACUGCAGAAAAACAAUUCGUUGAUAGACAAAGUUAUAUUUUUUGCAAUGUUCAGAAAUGUUGAUGCGGUGCUGUUUCGGGUGUAGUUUUGAUGCCAAAAUGUGAAAAGAGAAUUUUAUUUUAGUUUGCAUAUUUUGUCGGAGACUCUAUUUACGAUUCAGUGAUUUGAUAUAGAAAAUUCAAUAACAAAAAGAAGCGAAAGACAAGAAAAGAAAAACAUUAGAAAUUUGUCCACUUUUACAAAAGAUAACCCCCCGUCAACAUACACACACACUCACACACCAAAAAUCCAUUAGAUGAAAUCUCCACUGUUCAAAUAAAAUGGCUAAAGAUUACGACUAUUUGUUGAAAGUGUUGCUGGUAGGCGACAGUGAUGUUGGUAAACAUGAAAUCAUGGCUGGCUUAGAGGACGGUUCAACAGAAAGUCCAUUUUGUAGUGGAGGAGGAAAUUCAUACAAGACGACAACAAUAUUAUUGGAUGGAAAACGAGUUAAGUUGCAAUUGUGGGACACAUCGGGACAAGGGCGCUUUUGCACGAUAAUACGAUCGUAUUCGCGUGGAGCUCAAGGUGUUAUUUUAGUAUAUGACAUUACAAACAAAUGGAGUUUUGAUGGAAUUGAUCGCUGGCUGAAGGAAGUUGAAGAGCAUGCACCAGGUGUGCCAAAAGUGCUGGUUGGUAAUAGAUUACAUUUAGCCUUCAAACGACAGGUAGCGGCCAAACAGGCCGAAAUAUAUGCAUCUAGGAAUAAAAUGGCUUGCUUCGAAAUAUCACCGUUGUGUGACUUUAAUAUCAGGGAAUCAUUUUGUGAAUUGGCUCGCAUGGCACUACAUAGGAAUGGAAUGGAACGAAUUUUUCGGACCAACAAAGUUUUAUCGCUACAAGAAUUGUGUUGUCGAACGAUCGUACGUCGAACUAGUGUAUAUGCUAUAGAUACACUGCCGUUACCGCCAUCAGUCAAAAAACAUUUGAAAUCGUAUGCACUGACGUCGUCACAAUGCAUUAACACAUUAACGAAUACAAAGAAAAGUCGAUGCAAAACUCCAACCCAAAGUAGUACAAGAAACAGUUGUUCGAUAUCGUGAUUUGUUUUUCUGUUCUUUUUCGAUUGCGGUUCAAUUUGUUGUUUUUAUUUUUUGUUCUCGCGGAUUAUUUCUUAAAUCUCUACAAAACCCAAAAGAGGAAGAAUUUUUUUUCCUUCGUUUCAACAUUCAACCACUUCAAUUUAAUUGAAUGGUUGGCUGCUAAGGGGAAAGUACAUAAUUUUUAUCAUCGUUUCUAACUCGAUCAUUUUGUUGCUCAAUGAACUUCUUUUUUUUUAACGUUUUGAAUACUAAUAAUCGACCAGAAUUAGAAUUUUCAAUGUAGGAACACUGAUCAAUGGGUGAUGUAAGUACAAACAAAAUGAAAAGAAACUUAACACAAAAAAAAACACAAACAAAACAAAACAAAAACGUUGAAUAAUGAAACGAUAAAGUGGAAAAAGAAAAUAAGAAAAACAAAAACAAAAUACUACCUGUGCGUUGGAUGCAUUUUGUAAAUAAUUUUUUUGUAUGUGAUCUUACUGUAGUCUUUUUGUAUAAAGUCAGAGUGAUUUUUAUUCGAUAUUUAUAUUUUUUUCUUUGUUUUUUUUUUCUUUAAUUUUUUUUAUUAUUAUUUAAAACUGUAGAAUGUAAGUGAAACACACACUAAUAAUUACAGAAACAAAGCAAACAAAAAAGUUAUCGCAACGGAAUCCGACAAAACCAAAAUGCUGA